CUCUGAUCGGUUCUCGGAACCUCCACCUCUUGAGCUUGACCCGCCAAGGUAUCAUCUAGCUAUGUCACACAGAACAUCGUCUUUCGAGAUGCCCCGGAUCCCCGAGAUCCAAACUGGCUGUUGGUCUUCUCUCCUGCCUUUUAUAGGAAAACCGAGAAGAGGACCCGUCGUACCUGAUGCGAACCCUACGAAGGAGGUUCAUCGCGACAACGAAUCUCGUGAACUGCCCCCUUACCAACACUUGUACGGCUGGGACGGAUGGGAGAAUACUUCUGGAUCAACUCGAAGCUCAGCGGAGAAUCCACCGGCAUACACUGUCGACGAUGGUUUGCCAUCUCGAGUGGUUCAGGUUAUAGAGGACCGUCUUAAAGAACUUUCGCCAAACCUUCGUCAGCUCAGCCUCGACAUCUGGAAUCACCCGGAGACGGCGUUCAAGGAGAAGUAUGCACAUGACAGAUUGACCGACUUCAUGGCUUCACACGGGUUCUCGGUCACCCCUCACUACCUUGGGCUCUCCACAGCUUGGCGCGCGGAAUUCACCCAUCGUUCCCCGAAGAAAAGCGGAAGAGCUCAAGACCCGCUCCGCGUGAUUGGCAUUAACUCAGAAAUGGACGCCCUUCCAAGCAUCGGACACGGUUGUGGGCACAACCUGAUUGCAAUGUCAGGUGCCGCUGUGGCCGUGGCGAUUAAGGCAGCGCUCGAGAAAUACGACGUUCCGGGCGUCGUUGUUCUGCUCGGAACGCCCGCUGAAGAGACGCGGGGCGGAAAGACCAUCCUCCUUGAGCGUGGCGCGUACGAGGGAAUGGACGCCUGCAUCAUGUGUCAUCCUUCGUCCGGUCCGGACAACUUCACUGCCCUGGGGCCCGGCGUAGCUCGCCAGUCGGUUGACGUCGAGUUCUUCGGCCAUGGUGCUCAUGCCGCAGCGGCUCCAUGGGAGGCCCAGAACGCGCUCGACGCGGCUUUCGUUGCGUAUGCGAGUAUCUCCGCUCUACGACAGCAGAUCAAACCAGACCAUCGAGUACAUGGUAUCAUUCUCGGGCGAGACUGGACUCCUAACGUGAUUCCAGACUAUGCUAAAAUGCGUUACUACGUCCGCGCUCCAACAUGGGUAGAACUGGAAGCACUUCGAGGACGAGUCACCGCAUGCUUCCAGGCUGCAGCGUUGGCGACCGGAUGUACAGUCGAGGUCAAGGCAGGCGCAGGGUACUUCGAAGUACGAAACAAUAACGUCCUAGGCCAAGAAUUCUUUCGAGUCGUCGAGAGCCAGUACGCUAUGCGGACGAAUUUUGGCGAAGGUGCUGCAUACUCGACAGAUUUCGGAAACAUCACAUAUGCUCUGCCCGCUCUGCAUCCUAUAUAUUCCAUCCCCACGGAGGCGAACGGUUCCAACCACACAUCCCAAUUCGCGAAGUCCGCAGCGACACCGGAAGCACAUGAAGCAACUCUUAAAGUGGCCUUAGGUCUUGCAACUACUGGCUUCAAAAUUCUACACGACGCAGAGUUCACAAGCCAAGUGAGGGAAGCUUUCGAAAGUUCGAAAGCGAGGAGUAGCAUGUCGAUAACAGGUGUGUAGGCAUAGGUAGUUUUAUU
Dichomitus squalens LYAD-421 SS1 is the source of this 1590-nucleotide messenger RNA. RefSeq names its product amidohydrolase. The coding region runs from base 89 to 1573 and encodes 494 amino acids. The transcript has 12 exons. Gene Ontology annotation, molecular function: dipeptidase activity. NCBI's taxonomy places the organism in Eukaryota, Fungi, Basidiomycota, Agaricomycetes, Polyporales, Polyporaceae. The record is from RefSeq and is a predicted model, not a curated record.